Molecule: messenger RNA, 528 nt
Organism: Schizosaccharomyces osmophilus
Lineage: Eukaryota; Fungi; Ascomycota; Schizosaccharomycetes; Schizosaccharomycetales; Schizosaccharomycetaceae
Gene: byr3
Product: translational activator, zf-CCHC type zinc finger protein
Exons: 1
Coding region: 1-528 (175 amino acids)
Biological process (GO): positive regulation of cytoplasmic translation
Cellular component (GO): cytoplasm
Molecular function (GO): single-stranded RNA binding; zinc ion binding; mRNA binding
Source: RefSeq, a predicted model, not a curated record
AUGGAAAUGGAGUCGCAAGCCGCCCCUUCUUAUCCCCGUGCUGGAUUCCGCUGUUACAAUUGCGGUGAAAACGGACAUCAAGCUCGUGAUUGCACGAAGGGUGCCAUCUGCUACAACUGCAAUCAAACCGGACACAAGGCCAGUGAUUGCACUGAACCCCAGCAAGAGAAAACCUGUUACGCUUGUGGCACCGGUGGCCAUCUCGUUCGUGAAUGCCCAUCCAACCCCAAUCCCAACCCUACUCCCCGUCAAGGUGCUGAAUGCUACAAAUGUGGACGUGUUGGUCACAUCGCUAGAGACUGCCGUACCAAUGGUCGUGUUGGCGCCCGUCCCAUGAACUGCUACGCUUGUGGUUCCGUUGGUCACCAAGCCCGUGACUGUACCAUGGGUGUCAAGUGCUACUCUUGUGGUAAAAUUGGUCACCGUAGCUUUGAAUGCCAACAAUCCACUGAUGGUCAGUUAUGCUACAAGUGCAACCAACCUGGCCAUAUUGCUAUCAACUGUACUAUUCCUUCCGUUGAGGCUUAA